AUGUACAGGAAUGUUGAAGUCCAAUUAAGGCAAAUAGUAAAUGCAGUUAACAAUCGCAACCAAGAGAAUUUACUUAGCAAGACUGAGGUGAAUCCAAGGGAGCAUGUGAAGGCUAUAACCCUCCGUAGUGGUAAGGAAGUAGGUGAGCCGCCUGUAAUUGAAAGUGAGAGAGAAUAUGAAAGAAGAGAAAAUAAACAGUUGAGUGAGUUAGGAGAGAAUAGUAAAAAAAUUAACGGGAAAGAAAAGGUGAAAGAGUGUGAGCCACAAAUUGAAGCGACAACACCAAUUCCUCCACCGAUUCCUUCGUAUGCAAAGUUUCUCAAGGAGAUAAUGACUAAGAAAAGGAGAUUGGAAGAUAGUGAGACUAUUGCAUUAACGGAGGAAUGUAGUGCCAUCAUACAAAACAAAUUGCCACCAAAGUUGAAAGAUUUAGGGAGUUUCACAGUUCCUUGCACUAUUGGUAAUGUAGAAUUCUCUAAAACACUAUGUGACCUUGGUGCGAGUGUUUCAUUGAUCCCUUUAAUUGUGGCUAGGCAAUUGGGGUUGAAAGAGUUAAAACGUACUAACAUUUUCUUGCAAUUGACUGACAGGUCUAUUAGACAUCCAAUGGACAUAUUGGAGAAUGUGCUUAUUAAAGUGCAGAAAUUCAUUAUUCCUGUUGAUUUUAUUGUUUUAAAUAUGGAGAAAAAUGUUAACGUACUUAUUAUUCUUGGUAGACCAUUUUUGGCCAUUGCAGGUACUAUAAUAGAUGUUAAACGUGGUAAGUUCAAGUUCCAAAUUGGCGAAGAGGAAGUGGAGUUUGAUUUGAGUAAAGUGGAGAAGUAUCUCUCUUUUACCGACCAUGUUUAUUCUGCUGACAUAUGUGAUGAACUGACAUUAGAGAUGAAUCAAGUUAAUCUUGAUGAUGAUUCUCUUGAACUUUGUCUUAAUGGUAUAGGUUUACAAGAUGAACAAGUUGAAGAAAUAACUGAAUUUUUGCAGACACAGAUUUCUUCCAAAAGGAGCAAUGCGUAUGAGGAGUUAGGACUGAGUAAAGGGCUACCUCCACCAUCGUGCGAGCAAACUCCACAGUUUGAGUUUAAGCCACUUCCGAAAUACCUCAAAUAUGCAUUUUUUGGAGAAAAGGAGACAUUGCCGGUGAUUUUCAAUGCUGUACUAGAUGAGGAGCAACUAGGAAAGCUCUUACGUGAUUUGAGGAAGUAUUUAAAGACUAUAGGAUGGACAAUUUCUGAUAUUUAA
Messenger RNA from Coffea eugenioides, 1239 nucleotides. RefSeq lists its product as uncharacterized. NCBI's taxonomy places the organism in Eukaryota, Viridiplantae, Streptophyta, Magnoliopsida, Gentianales, Rubiaceae. The transcript has 2 exons. The record is from RefSeq and is a predicted model, not a curated record. The coding region runs from base 1 to 1239 and encodes 412 amino acids.